Molecule: messenger RNA, 33882 nt
Organism: Podarcis lilfordi (Lilford's wall lizard)
Lineage: Eukaryota; Metazoa; Chordata; Lepidosauria; Squamata; Lacertidae
Source: the annotation of a GenBank genome assembly
CCUCUCCUGAUGGAAGUGAUCCGUCUCUCGUGGCCCCCUCCCUUUUAUUAAAAGUGGUACGGCCCAGGCUCCGCUUCAUCAGUACAGUAAAGGCAGGAGGACGGCCGCAUUUCUUGCGCGGGGGCGGGGUGAGGGGUGGGAAAGAGCGGAGAGAGGAAGGAAGAAAAGGUAGCAGCUUGCUGGCUUUGUGUGGGUGAAAUUAAAUUUCCAUACUUCGUCUUGAUUGGGGAGGGGCGGGGUUAAAAGAUGCUUAGAUAUAAACGAGCCUUUUCUUAGGCGCACAGUCGUGUCCUGCUUUACUGAGGGGCAGAUCGGGGGCGAGAAAUGCGGUUUUUAAAAAAUAAAAUGCGCGCGGGUGGGGGGUAACAAGGGGAAAGCGACGCACGUGGAGGGGAAAGGGAGGUUAAUCUGGGAGGGGGACAUAGGGAGGAGGCCACUUCAGGCACGAGGAAAGAUUUAAGUGGAGCCUCCUUGUCCAGCUGCAGAAUAUAUUUGAUGCUGAGGGAACAGAGAAGUAAGGGAAGGGUUUUCCAAAGUUGGGUCUCCAGCUGGUUUGAGACUAGAACUCCCAUCAUGCUAAGCUAGUAGGACCAAUGGUCAGGGAUGAUGUGAAUUGCAGUCCAAAAACAGCUGGAGACCCAAGUCUGGAAAACCCUGGAGGUGUCUUUUGCUUAGGGCCAUAAAUUUGCAUAAAAUAUGCACCUGUUGGGGUGUUUGUGUGUGUGGACUGUAUAUUAUAUCCAGUGUUAGUCACAGUCAUAGUCAUAGCUGUCAACUUUCAGAUUUGAAAAUAAGGGAUCAGCAGCCUCGAAAAUAAGGGAUCAGCAGCCUCACCUGUCCCAGGGACAGUCUAUGGGAUAUCUAACAAUCCGGGGAAGCAGUGGGAAGCGGCGCUGGAAUAAGGGAAUUUCCUGCAAAAAAAAGGGAAGGUUGACAACAAUGGUCAUAGUAGACCCAUUGAAAUGAAUGGCAUGACUAAUUUAAUUUCAGGGGGGCCUACUCAGAAUGAAAUGAAUGACCUGGGCUGAAAAAAUAAGGGAGAAGAUGAUAUCAGAGAUACAAAGCUGCCUUCACAGUCUAACCAGUAGUCCAUCUAGCUCACUGUUACCCAAUUUUCCAAACUCUGUGCACCAUAAAAUACUAUUUUAUCAAUCAAAGGGUUUGGGUGCACUCCUGUGCAUAUUUGCUAAAGAGUGAGCACACUGAAUUAAGUGAUGCUUAUGGAUUGCAGAUUUAAUGAAUUAAAAGGUGAGCCCAAAGCAUCCAUUCACAGAUGCCUGCAUCAUAUCUGCCUUUUUCUAGUAAGCUGCUUUUAUGGGUGGACAGUCCGGAGGCUGUGACUCAUGGAAAAGCAUAGGUUUCUACACACACACACACACACAUCUGGGCAAGAAAGAGGUAUCACUUUUCAAGAACGUAUCCUAGUAAGGCCAGAACACCCAAGGAGGUUACAGAGCAGGGAUGGUGAAAUGAAAUGUGACCUGGAGAGGAGGUGUGACUUGGAGAAAUCCUGAGACCAGGAAGACAAGCUUCAAGGGCUGCAUUUGGUCCCUGGACUUGAGGUUCCCCGCUCCCCCUUCUGGAACGAUAUUCUUUUAAAUAAUGACAACAGCUCUCUUUACUUUUAGACUUGACAAAACUGCCGGGCAAGAUGCUAGAAUUCCUGAAGCACCCAAUUGUAUUUUCCGUGCAGAUCAACAUGAAUCUCGUGGUUUUGACUGUGGUGGGAUUAUUAAGCCGGUUGUGGGCCCUGUCCUACCCUCGUGCUGUGGUGUAAGCAAAUUCUUUGGUUGUUUAUAUAUAUUUUUAAUGACAGUGGUUCUCCUGCACCCCAAGAUCCAACUCAGUUGUUUUGUUUUGCCCUUUGUGUAAGAACACCAUGUCACAUUCUGUGGAGGCCACCACUGAAGUUGAAAGGCAGACUAAACAUAUUUUACUGAGUGAAUAAAGAAAAUAAAUCAACUGAAUAACACGCGGGUUCCUAUCCUUUAAUAAUGACAUCCUAAAUCUGCAGCCUAGGUUACACUGCCCCACCUUCCAUCUUCUCCAGGAUUUUCUUCCUCUUUGCAAUUUGCAGCCUACCCAGUCAAAUAGAACGUUACAUAGGAGGUUGCUUUGUAUGUCAGACCACUGAUCCAUCUAGCUCAGCAGUGUGUCUGCUGUAUUUCAGAUGGGAGUCUCUCCCAUCACUACCUGGAGAUGCCGGGGAAUGAACCUAGGGCAUUGUGCAUGCAAAGCAAACAAUUACUCAGCUACUGCCCUUCCUAAAACAUAGUAAGCUGCCCUGUACCAAGUCAGACCAUUGAUCCAUCUAGCUCAGUUACUGUGCAUACUAACUGGCAGCAGCUGCCCAGGGUUUAAACAUGAGUCUCUCUCAACCCUACCUGGAGAUACCAGAGAUUGAGCCUGGAGCCUCCUGCCAGCAAAUUUGUUGUCCUUUGCUGAGAUUGCUUCAAAACCCACAGUCAUUCACACUGACAACCCAGUUCCUUGCCCAGCUACUGAGAAGUUCAUGUGCUUUCUGCUUGCUUGUGGCCUUUCAGCUUUGACGAAGUUUACUAUGGCCAGUUCCUCUCUCUCUAUAUGAAGCGGAUCUUCUUUGUGGAUGACAGUGGCCCACCAUUUGGUCACCUGCUUCUGGCCUUUGGAGGUAGGGAUGAAUCUCAUUGAGCCCGUAUUCAUUUCUCCUUUGCCAUGAGAAAAAUAGUUGUGAAGGUUCAGCACAAGGGAACAGCGUUACAGGUUUAGAAGCUAGCUGAUGGAAGAUUCAGAAUGGAUGAAAGGGGAGGGACCUCUUUAACACCAUGCAUAGUUCAACUAUGAAAUUUGCUCCCAUGAAAUGUAGUGAUGUCCAUCAGUUUGGAUGUCUUUGAAGAAGGAUUAAACAAACUAUGGAGGAUAAGGCUAUCAAGGGUUACUAGCCAUUGUGAUGUACUGUAGGAGGCAACAUGCCUCUAAAUAUCGCAGGUGGGAGGAGUACUGUUGCACCCUGGUUCUGCUUGCAGGUUUCCUGUGGGGGCAACUGGUUAGCCACUGUGAGGACAGUCUGCUGGACUAGUUGGGCUACUGGCCCGAUCCAGCAGGGGCCGUUUUAUUUUCUUAAUAUUCUUAUGAUUAUCCAUACCUCUCCAUGUGCUGCUUCUACUGCUCUUCAUAAAACAAAAAAGCAGAACACCAAACAGUGAAUCCAAACCGUCUAUAUCUAUAUACCCAGUUUCUAGAAAAGUGUUCCCUUUGUUAUGAAUAAUAUGAGAGAGAGAGAGAACUUGCAUGUAAACCAGUAUACUGAUAUAUAUGACUGAUCUGUUUGAUUCUAAAAUAGUUUGGGCUCUGUUGAAUUGCCACUUUACACCCAGUGACUUAUACACACUCUUUAAUAGUGCCCUCUUAUGCAUCACAAGCAAGUACCAUUGUUUCCUUAGCAUAAGUAUUUUCAGGAUUGUAACCUUUGUAUAUGUGUGUGUGGCUGAAAUCCUCUUUCCUCCCUUCCAUUUUAGGUUACUUGGGUGGGUUUGAUGGCAAUUUCUUGUGGAACAGAAUUGGUGCAGGUAAGAGGUGUAUCUGGUUCAUCAUAGUAUGUCUGAGCUAGCUGGAAGUUAAUUCCUUUUGUGGAAGGGUACAUCUCAAAAAAGAAAGCAAUAGCUUUUUCGUUUGAGUUACCAACAGACACAUCUGAAAGAGGAACAGGUAUAGAGUUGUUUCUUCCAGUUGUCGAAAAGCUUUGUUCUCCCACCCCUCAGCCUCUGGGUUGAAAGUACAUCUUUGCCUUCUUCCCCACCCCUUGCAGCCUCUGACAACUGUUCUUUUAAACUUUGAAAUAUAUUCUGAUAAGAGGCCAGGGUUAUCUCCUGAUUGACAUAAGGGCCUCUCCAGGAUUGUGCACAGCCUAAUUUUGAAAGCAUGAGGGGGAAGUUGCUUCAUGAUUGACAUGUUUCAGUUAAUCAACACUCUGUGCAGCCUGGCUCUGAGAAGGGGGUGGAACUGCUUCUGGAGUAGCUAGUUGAUUUUUUAAAAGUUUUUCUGCACUGAACCAGAAGAACAGCUGCUGUCCCGUCCUUCAGAUUUUGUGGAGGAAGAUGCACGCCUUUCAGGUGUGCUUCCAAAGCAGUUCAUCUGCAUGCACUCUUGAAUGGGAGCUGGAUGUAGAUAUAGUAUAGUAGGGUUGGAAGAGAGCUCAAGAAUCAUCUUGUCCAACCCCCUGCAAUGCAGGACUCACAAUUUAUGAAUCCCUGACAUACAGCCAUCUAACCUCUGUUUAAAAACCUCAAGUGAAGGAGAGCUCAGUGACAGAGAUAUCUCAGGAAGGGAACCUUUCUGUUCAAUCCUAAUUGUGAGCAAAAGGCAGUGAGUUGUAUUCAGUAUCAGUAAAACCACUGAAAUUGAUGGGUGUGACUAACUCGGGAGCAGCAACUUCAAUGGCUGUGCCCUGAGUAGGACCAGCAUUGGAUACAGCCCAAAAUACUAGGUAUGAAGUUUAAGCUUGUUCUUUUUAGCACACCCUUCCGCAACAACGCAGUUUCUUCCAGAUGUUGCCACCUGCAAGUUCCAUUAACUAGAUAUGUAGAAUGGUAAUGUAAAUUUAAAUCUGUUUUUAGCUAAUCAUUUUAAUUAUUCUUUGAAUGUUUCAAAUAACUAUUUUUAACUGUUUUAUCGAUAGUGUUCUUUGUAAUUAUGUGGCAUAUGGAUUUUAUGAAAUAAAUAAAUGACCCCCAACCAGCACAGUUGCAUUCCCAUCAGCCCUUGCAUCACUGGCUGGGGAUGGUGGGAGUUGUGGUCCAAAAGCAGCUGUGUUAGCUGGGGGUGGUGGUGGUUGCUGUCCAAUCCAUCUGGAAGGUGUCAGGUCAAGGGGGAGGCAGAUGGCCAUGUGGUGCUCAGUAAUUCCUGACUCUUGCUUGUGUCCUGCUCUGUUUCAGAAUACAAUCCCACUGUGCCAGUUUGGGCCCUGCGGCUGCUACCAGCCUUGGCUGGUGCCUUGUGUGUUCCUCUGGCAUACCAGAUCCUUGUGGAACUGCAUUACUCACACUUUGUUGCUUUUGGAGCUGCCCUGCUGUUUCUGCUGGGUAAGGAAUUUCCCCCUUCAGCUGUUCUUCUUAUUGGGUGCUGGUCACCAUCCCUAGAAAGUAUGCACACUUUGUAAGCUGCCUUAUACAGAGUCAGACCGUUUGGUCCGUGUAGCUCAGUGUUGUCUACAUUGACUGGUAGCAGUUCUCAGAAUUUCAAGCUGCCCUGCCUGGAGAUGCCAGAGAUUGAACCCGGAACCUUCUGCAUGCAAAGCAGAUGCUCUACCACUCUUUGUUUAUGGUCAGAGCUCUUUACUCAUGCUCAAACGAGUAGGUUUUCACAGAGCUUUGAUUUCUUUAUGUAAGCUACAGUCAUAAACAAGAGUAGCCCACAUGGUAUGUAUGUAUGUAUGUAUGUAUGUAUUUAUUUUCUGCCUUUAUCUCCAAGGAGCUCAAAUUGGUGUACAUAGUUCUCCCCCUCCUCAUUUAAUCCUUACAACAACCCUGUCUGGUAGGUUAGGCUGAGAGGCCGUGACUGGCCCAGAGUCACCCAGUGAGCUUCAUGGCUAAGUGGGGGAUAUGAACCUUGGUCUUCCAUGUCCUAAUCUGACACUGCAGUCUCUGUACUAGACUGCUUCUGAAGCAUAGGGAGCUGCCUCCUGCUGAGCCAGACCUUUGGUUCAUGUAGCUCAGUACUGUCUACGUGGACUGGCAGCAGCUCUCCAUGGUUUCAGGCACAGGAUGAUUCCCAGCUCUACCUGGAGAUGCCGGGGAUUGAAGCUAGGAUCAUCUGCAUGUAAGGCAGAUUACUACAUCUCCCAUCAGCCCCAGCAUGACCAGUAGUUUGGGAUGACAGGAAUUGUACAUCACGUUGGCUUCUCUUGAAAUAAUGUAAGGGAAGUGCAUACUACUGAGUUGUCCUCUAUGAGGAAGGUAUGCAUGAGCUUUUUAUUUCUUUGAAUAUGACAGUCAGAUCCCACUGAAUGAGAUUAGCAAAUGGCCAGUGUUUUCCUGGUGCCUGAUCAUCAGGCAAACAUGUCUGAAGAGGGUGUUCUAUAUUUGGGAUACCCUAACAAUUUGUGCACUGUGUUUUUAGAGCAGGGGUAGCCAAUGACAUGCCUUCCAGGUGUUGUUGGUCUCCAACUCCCAUCAGCUCCAGGUAGCAUGGCCAGUGGUGGAGGAUCAUGGGAAUUGGAGUCCAACAACAUCUGGAGGGCAUCAUGUUGUCCAGUUUAGAGCAUUGGGUUUUUGGAAUGCUUCGUUUCCCCAGAUUUAAAGACUCAUUUUGACUUGUUUUCACCACUUUUGAGUGAGGGUCAAUCACUUUUAUUCCAGCUAAGGUGUUCUCUCUUCCUCCUCAUUUCCUAACAGAGAACUCCCUGAUCACUCAGUCCAGGCUGAUGCUACUGGAGUCCAUUUUAAUCUUUUUCAUCCUGCUGGCAGUUUUAUCUUAUCUGAAGUUCUACAACUCUCAGAAGCAAAGGUAAAAGGUGGCACAGAAUUCUUUUCAGUAAAUAAAGUAAAGUAAUUUGACAGCAAGACAUAUAGUGACCAUUGUUGGCUGAUCCAACCAGAAAAAGUGGAGACUUUGGUAGAAGCUUUCUGAGUUAGAUGGGAUUUUUUAAGCCAAUUGUAAAAGCAAGAAGUAGCUGUGGAUUCCUAGUUCCUUUCCCUGGCAAAGAGAAGAGCAAAGUGAAGCUGGUGCAUAUCUUGGUUUCAUAAGCUGGGACACACUGACGCAAUCUGAGCCGGUGUGCACAUCUUGAGGUUUUUAAUUUGUGCUAAUUGUUGUUGCAUGUAAAUACAGUGGUGCCUCGCAAGACGAAAUUAAUCCGUUCCGCAAGAGUCUUCGUCUAGCGGUUUUUUCGUCUUGCGAAGCAAGCCCAUUGACGGAUUAGCGCUAUUAGCGCUAUCAGCUGUUUAGCGGCUAUUAAAGGCUUAAAGGCUUAGGGGAUUAGCUGCUAAAAGGCUAUUAAAGGCUAUUAAAGGCUUAGCAGAUUAGAUAAAGGGGAAAAGCGAAAAAAACCCUCAAGACUCGCAAGGUAUUUUCGUCUUGCGAAGCAAGCCCAUAGGGGAAUUCGUCCUGCGAAGCAACUUCAAAACGGAAAACCCUUUCGUCUAGCGGUUUUUCCGUCUUGCGAGGCAUUCGUCUUGCGGGGCACCACUGUAAAUAUAUAGCAAUGGAUAUCUUGCCUUGCUUAGAAGGGUUCUGUGUGGUGCCUGAGCAUUGACUGGAGGGGUGUGGAGGGACUGAAUUGACACUCAAAUUCAUUUUAUUCAUCCAGUCAGAUUUCUAGCCUGAGGAUGUAUUUACUUACUUCUGUCUCUAACUUAUUUCUUAAAAAGUAUAUCCUGGCCUUCAUUGCCCACUUGGCCACUGUGCCUGUGUUUGUCUGAUGGACAUGACUGACACCUAUGUAGACCAUGCUGAGUGUGCAAGCUAGACUAGGAACAUAAGGAGCUGCUUUACACUGAGACAGACCUUAGGUCCAUCUACUGCCUACAACGACUGGCAGCAACUCUCCAGGAGACAAUCUUCGCUGUCUCUUCGUGGAGACCCAGGUCACCGAGCCUGAGCUUCCACAGCCGCUGCCUGCCAUGAACCACCAAUGGCAGGAUGGCAGCAGCAACAGCAGAUAUGUUCUAUGCUUAUGAUAAUUAUUUUGUUCACUUGCUAAUUACGCUGUUUUAAAUGUGUAUUUUAUAUCUGACUUCCUUUAGCAAUGCUUAAGAUAAAAAAAAAUGUUGGGGUUGACUUUGCUACAUUAAAGGAGCAACCUGGCAUGUAUGAUCUGGCUGAGAUUCUUGCAUUGCAGGGAGUUGGACUUGAUGACCCUUGGGGUCCUUUCCCACUUAAUGAUUAUAUUCUGUGUGAUUGACAUCUUUUGUAAUGUUUGUUUUGAAAUCUUUUAAGGUAAUAUUUUAGUUUCCUGUUAAUUUCAGUCAUACCUUGGGUUACAGCCGCUUCAGGUUGCAUUUUUUCGGGUUACGCACCCGCUGAAACCCGGAAGUACUAGAACAGGUUACUUCUGGGUUUCGGCGGUUGUGCAUGCACAGAAGCACUAAAUCGCGUGUUGCGCAUGUGCAGAAGCACCGAAUUGCAACCUGUGUGUGAGCAGACACGCUGCUGCGGCUUGUGAAUGCUGCGGGUUGCGAACAUGCAUCCCGCACGGAUCAUGUUCGCAACCCAAGCGUCCACUGUAUAUUGCUUUGAGUGUAUGCUUGACUUGCUUCAGUAAUGUUUUAUUCUGGAUUGUUUCAUUUGGUGUUUUUAGGUAGGUUGUAAACCGCUUUGAGAUUCCCCCCCUUAAAAAUAUAAAGUGGUAUAGAAAUGAAAAUAAUAAUAAUAAUACUACACCACGAGAUGUCAACCAGGAUUGAACCUCUUCCAGUGAGCUAUGGCCCUUUCCAAGAAUAUAAGAAGCAGCCUCAUACAAAGUCACACCUUCGACCCUUUUAGCUCAGUAUUGUCUGUGCUGAUUGGCAGCAGUGGCUCUCCAGGAAUUCUUCACUGGGGACAUUCCUAGCCUUACCUGAAAAUGCUGGGAAUUGAACUCAGGACCUCCUGCACCCAAUGCAGAUGCUUUGCCACUCAGUGGUGGUCCAGGAGAGCUGAUAUUAGCCAGAGUGCCCAAAAUUGCACAGCAGCCACAGACUUUUGCUUUUCAUCAAGCACUUACUCAGAAGCAGUUAAUUGUGAUGGGUUUAACUGUUUGCCUAUUAUAUAUUUAUAUGUGUGUGUGUGUUUUAAUGUUGUCUUUCUUCUUCGAGCCCCUUUUCUGCAAGAUGGUGGUUCUGGCUCUUGCUGACAGGACUUUGUUGCUCCUGUGCAGUUGGGUAAGCAUUCAUUUUUUCCUCUGUCUCCUUUUUCUAUUGUACAGUAAUUCUCUCCCAAGUUGUUCUGAGUAGGGUUUAUCUUAAAUUUCCUGCUUCAUGAUGAUUCCUGAAUUCCUUAUUUAUGGUUGUGUGUUUUGCUUUGCUUUGUUUGUUUGUUUGUUUUUUUUGUUAAAUAUUUAUAUGCCAGUUUUACAGCAUUUCUUUAUAAAGCAGCUUACAAGAGCAGGAUGAGGAAUUAAAAUAAUGUAAAGGCAAUAAAAACAGAAAACAAUAACUAGAAAAUAUUUGGGGAGAGGGGGAUGGGGUAGAUUCCUUUAUGGAGAAAUGUCAAUGGCCUAAUAAAAAAAGAAAGGUUUUCUAGCCCAUUUGGAAGGCAAACAGCGGCCUCAUUUAAUGUUAGGAGAACAAUCUAUUAUAAACCUUGUGCUCACAUGCUGUCUCCUCUCUUCUGGGACCUCAGCAAGUUUCCAGUUAUAUUUUAGAUCAACCACAGUUUAACAUUACAUCUGCUCUCUAAACUGUGCCUAAUCUUAACCACCAUUAUUGAAAGCAAGCCAGCUUUAUAAACGAUUGCUUAUGGAGAGGCCACAUCACAUAUAGUUGAAGCUUUGGCAAUGUAUUCAAUGAUUCCUUUGACAGAGUCCCCACAUAACCUUUCUUUUUGUAUGCAAUUGAUAGGUAACAUGCUACAGGAUUUCUUGGAAUGGAUCAGCAUUAUUUUACUACAAUGUAAUAACAUACUCUAUUGACAUCUAUGCCUGGGUUCAGUUUAGGUUUUAGGUUAGUCUAAAGCAGAAGCUUUAUAAAGCUUUGACCAAACUGCGGGAGGCAGUGGAAGACAGGAGUGCCUGGCGUGCUCUGGUCCAUGGGGUCACGAAGAGUCAGACACGACUAAACAACAACAACAAAAACAACAACAAAGCAGAAGCAGAAGUUUUUAAACAUCCCUUGUGGCAGAGUUGGAGGUUGGGAUGGUUGCACACAAGCCUAAGUCUCCUCUUUGUAAUGCUAAACCAUAGCUUAGUUCUAUGUGCAAACACAAUCGUUUCCCUUUUUCAUAGAGCUGUUCCCCAGCCUGAGGCACAGUCGCAAGUACUUUAAUUUCUAGCUGUUCAUACUGAAGAGAAAGGUAACUGAAGCAUAUCCUAGAUUGCUGCCUGUGGGACCAAUUUGGCACAAAUUCAAAGGCUCUUCCUGAACAGGCAGGAGCAUGACAAAUGCCAAGAAAUGUUCUUGCAUACAUCUUCCAUUCAUUUUCCAGGGAGUUAUGCAGGAGACGGUUCUCUUGGACUUUAAUCUUAGAUUGUCAGUGACCUUUAAAAGGUCUGAAUUCAGCUCUGCUCUGUUUGGGAACAUUUCACACAUUUUAAAUAAUUUACAUUUUGGUAGGUCUGAGUGGUUUCAUUGCUAUUUAUUUAUUGAUUGCUGCAUUCACAGGGUGAAAUAUAUGGGCCUCUUCACGUACAUCCUGCUUUUGGCCAUUGCAGGAGUCCACUCCUGGCAACUGAUCGGUGACCAGAACUUGCUCAAUGUAAGUAGCAAAGUGCCUUGUGUAUGCGUUGCCCGCCUUUAGAACAGGAAUAGCCAACAUGGGGCCCUCCAAAUGUAGUUGAACUAUAACUCCCAUCAGCCUCAGUCAGUUUAGCCAAUGGCCAUGGAAGUUUGGAGCUAUUUUUAUUUAUUUAUCAAAUCAAAUCAAAUCAAUAAAUUUAAUUUUUAUUUAUUAAAUUUGUAUCCUGACCUUUCUCCCAAAGGAACUCAAGGAGAGCAGGCAUCAAAGUGUUAAAACAACACACAAUUUAAAGCAACAGUUAUACAAAACAUGACAGAAACCAUGAACAGCAUUGUGAUUUUAAACACACACACACACACACACACACACACACACACACACACUUGUUAAAGUUUCCAGGGCCACUUUGGAAAGAAAUUCACUCAGGGAACCAAAUCCAUCCUGUGUCGCAAUGACCACCAGCUUUCACAGCCUCAAAAUAAGAUUUGACUUAUUUAUUUAUUAAAAUGUAUAUACCGCUCACAAGAUCUCAGGGCGGUUCACAGAAUAAAAUGCAAAAUAAAAACACAAGUAAAUAAUUAAAAGCAACAAAUUCGUGUAGGAUAAGGCUAUCCAUGGCCGCUGGUAUUACCUCCAGACUCCAGUUACUGCAGAACAGAAAUGGGAGAGGGGCUAUUGCCUUCCUGCCCAGCCUGUGCAUGUACUGGAGGCAUAUGAUUAACUGUGGGAAACAGGAAGCUGGAAUGAGAUAGGCCUUCAGUCACAUCCCAUAGGGCUCUUCUGAGUUGUCCAUUCUUGUUUCUAGGUGUGAAAAGCAACCUUUUUUAGGGGGGUGUUUCCUCUUUCCUCCUAGAUGUCCCUGCUGUGCCACUUGCUAGCCAGAGGUCUGGCCCUCGUGAUCCUCCCAGUAGCCACAUACCUGUCUUUCUUCUACAUCCACUUGGCUUUGCUGUAUCGCUCAGGGCCACAUGACCAGAUCAUGAGCAGUGCUUUCCAAGCGAGUUUGGAGGUAAGGAGUGGGAGAAGGGGCAGGGGCUGCAGAGGCAGGGGAGGGUUCUUUUUCAGAAAGAAUGCACUAAGAUAUAAAUUUGUAAAGAAAAUAAUUGUUCACGUGCUUUUAUUGGCAUUGUCUGUUUUGCUGGAAAAUUGGCUUGUUGGAGUUUUUGAGAGCCCUGUUAACUAUGCAACCAUUUCUGGAUCCUGAGCUAUGUUUUAAAUGAGUUCAGUCCCAUCUACAAAUGAUUCAACCAUUGAGCAUAUACAUGAAAUGCAUAGGAGCAUAGGAAUGUGCCUUAUACUGAGUGAGACAGUUGUUCCUUCUAGCUCAGUAUUGAUCCAACUAGUUCAGCAUUGUCUCUACUGUAUUUCAGACAACAGUUUCUCCCAGCCUUUCUGGGUGAUAAACGUGGGGCCUUCGGCACGGAAGGCAGGUUCUCUACUGACACUGAGCUACAGCCCUUCCCCUAAAGCAUGGGAAGCUUCCUUAUACCAAGUCAGACCAUUAGUCUAUCUAGCUCAGUUGUUUUCUACACUGAUUGGCAGCAGUUCUCCAGCAUUUGACAUUCCCACCUCUACCUGGAGAUGCCAUUGAAGAUUGAACCACGUAUCUUCUGAAUGCAAAACUGAGCUGCUGCCCUUCCCAAAUAGAGGCUACUUAGAUUCUGGUGUGUACUUGGGCAUAGCAAAGGACAACAUUAAAAUCAGGUGUUUCCAUUUGUUCUCUGCAUUUUGCGGCUCUUUCUAGGGUGGUCUCGCUCGGAUCACGCAAGGCCAGCCUCUGGAGGUGGCAUAUGGCUCCCAGAUCACCUUGCGCAACAUCCUGGGGAAACCCAUGCCCUGCUGGCUGCAUUCUCACAAGAAUACUUACCCUAUCAGGUGAGAGAGAGGAGAGAACCUUUGCUCUAAGUCAGGGUGACACAGAGGACAUUGUGUCUGACUUUGGUGUCUCUUAACUACUUUAAUAUCUGGAGCAAUACCUUAGUGAGAUUUUUUGCUUCAUUGAAUUUCCAAAAUGGCCUUUGGGUUGAACAAGCUGCCUCUGGACUUGUGAGUUUUGCAGUCAUGGUAUAGGUUUCUUUUGCACUGUGGGUAGUAGGGAUGGGGACUUUGGGUGGUACUUUCCUGCUUUUAGUGGACUACAACUCCCAUCACUCCUGACAGUUGCCCAUGCUGGCUGCAGGGGCUUUUGGGAGUUGGAGUCUAACAAUAGUUUGAGGUCAUCAGGUUGUGUUGCUGAACUACAACUCCCAUCAUCCCCAUACCAUUGGCCAUGCUGACUGCAGGGGCUGAUGGGAGUUGGAGCCCACUAACAUUUGGAGAUCUCCCAGAUUCCCCAGCCUUAACUAAGGAGAGAUAUCUCCCUCUUUCCAUGGAGGAAUGUCUCUUCUAAAUAGAAGCAUUAUUCUGUCUCUUGCAGAUAAUGCUAAUUGUUAGAUCAGGGGAUUGGGUAUCCUUGGUUUCCAGGUGUUGCUGGACUACAACUCCUAUCAUCCCUGACUAUUAGCCAUGCUGGCUGGAGGCUGAUGGGUGUUGGAGUCCAGCUACAUCUGAAGGGCACCAGAUCCCUUGCUCCUAUUCCGUAUAAUCCACAGUAUCACAGGAACUCAGAAAUUGUGAUGACUUCCCCCACCACCAGAGCAAGCCAACUUUUUUUAAUGCAGUGAGGAUUCCCCCCCCCCCCCCGCCCCUGCUGGGCUGUUGAUUGAGAUAUACUCCUAGUAUCCAAAUCAGAGGCAAUCAUGCCUCAGAAUACUAGUUGCAGGAAAUCACAGGAUGGGAGGCAGCUCACGUGCCCAGUUCCUGCUUGUGGGUUUUUCACAGGUGUCUGGUUGGCCACUGUGACAACAGGAGGGUGGCCUGAUGUGAUGCUUUGGGAGUGAAUCUUUUCCACAAGUUCCAUUCUUUAUCCCUAGGUAUGAAAACGGCCGUGGAAGCUCCCACCAGCAACAAGUCACCUGCUACCCUUUCAAGGACGUCAACAACUGGUGGAUCGUGAAGGACCCUGGGAUGUAAGUAGACAGACACUUCUCUAAAAAAGGGGUGGGAAGCCCCCUUUCCAGGCCCAGGGCUGCAUUCUCUUUCUGAGCAACCUUUCCAAACUAUGCAAGAGAGGAAAAAGCAAGAGAUAUUGCUUGAUGCAUUUUUACAAAACUGAGCUGGGAUGGGCAUGGGGGUGCAAGAUUUAUUUUGAUUUGGGGUUUUUUGUUUUUUAAGCACAAGGAUCACGCCAGGUGUGUUUAUAAAUUGAAAUUGUAGAUAUGAUCUAAUGGGUUGAGAGUGGUCAGCACCUCACGUUGCAAUCAACAGAGGGGCCCUCAUGCUAGUUUUGCCUCACUCAGAAGCUUGGAGUGGUGACCCAGGAAAGGGCCUUCUCUGUGGCAGCCCCUCAGUUGUGGAAUCCCCACUCGUUUCACAGAGGUCUGCCUGGCACUUUCACUAUACAGUUGUUGGCAAUUGCUGAAGGAGUGCCUCUUUUACCCUGGCCUUUGACACCUGGGAUACAUAUUUUUAGGACCCACCCUGGAACCUUAGGGUGAAAUGUGAGUAAUGAAUCAAUAGUGAUGAUGAUGAUGAUGAUGAUGAUGAUAAUGCUGAUGAUGCUUCUACUGCUCUCUGAUAUUUGUAAAACCAGCAGUUAUUUUGAGCUUCCUCUGGAUUACCAGUUCUCUUAGAUGUCUUUAUUAUUUUCUUGUAUUUAUCCCAUGUACAUCCUACCCUUCCUCCCAAAGAGUAAAAUAAAAACAUAGUUGAAACAUUUUGAAAUGUUUUUGAAAAUUACCUACUCUCACAGUUACUAAUUUCAAAGCUGCCUGGAAACAAUAUCCUUUCAGCCAUCAAACGGUGAGGGUUUUUGAAUCCCUCCUGAAUGGGAGCCAGGUGUAAAUCAUUCCAAAAAUGAAAGGACUGUUGGUUUCUGCUUUCCUUCACUGUGCAGCAACUGCUUGUCAUGAGACAGGUGUUUACAUUCCACAGUCUGUACUGUUGGAGUUUCUCACGGGAAAGGGAGACUGGAUGUGACGUACACUGGUUUCCUGUUUUUCACUGUGUGAUUCUCUCCGAGCUGAGAGAGGAGAGAGGAUGCAUUUUCUGCUCUUGCAGAGGCAAGAUGUCUUUCUGUAAUAUACCAGCUUUGAACUGUAAAUAAAGCAAUAUAGAGUAUGUAGCAUGUAUUUCUCAUCCUUCCGCUGGGCACAACAAGACUCUGCUUUAAAUCAACACGUGGUUAUGGACUCCAGAGGUCGAAUCGGAGUGCCGGCAAAGGAUCGGAAUGCAGAGGGACGGAUCGGAAAGGAAUCUGCUCUGCGCGUAGAAGUGAUUGAUGAGGUAUGUGCUACUGCUCCGGGCAGCCUGCCAGCUUCAAGUUAAUGGCUUUAUGGCUGGACUUUGAACUUUUAAAGCCGGUUUUGCCGGGAAUAGGCAAAAGGCUCCCAGGCACAAGUCACUAUGCUGGGGAAAUCGAAAGUAACUUUUAAGUGUGCCUUUGUGAUAAGGCAGCUGCAGCAGUGACGCAGCAAGAAUUAAAGCAGCAUAUAUAUGACGCUGAAGGCUAAUGCCAGAGUCAUGAUGGCCCUUCAGGAUGCUUGUGGGAUUCCUAAGCUCAACAAGAAUAAUUACAGCGACUGGGUUCAGUAUGCAGAGGCAAUUCUGCGGAAAGAGGGUUUGUUUGAGGUGAUUACAGGAACCCCCAGUUCCAGUUACAGAUGCAUGGGAAGCUAAGGAUUCCAAAGCAAGGGGAACUCUUACAUUGAUAGUAUCCCCAGAAGAGCUCUGUCUAUUGCGUGAUAAGACCUCAGCCAGAGAAAUUUGGGACGCUCUGAGAGAGGCUCACUUAAGGACAGAAGCUGGGUCCACUAUGUUUUACUUUAACAAGCUGCACAAUAUGGCUCUUGCUGAAGGUGGAGAUGUGCGUUUACAUCUGAUGCAGAUGCAAAAUCUGAGACAUGAGCUGCAACAGAGAGGACUCAACUUUCCAGAGGCUGUGUAUUCUUUCAUGAUACUACAAUCUUUGGGUUCAGGUUGGGAGUCUGUUGCAACCCAGAUUGCUGUGCAACCAACUGCUCAGCUGACAGUGGACUUUGUUACUGCCGUGAUUUUAAAUGAAGCAGAUCGCCGGGUGCUAGCUGCAUGGGCAAGGGGGAGUCUUCACAGACGUCAUCCCAUAGUGCAGUGGAACCACCAGAUGGCGCCAACGCUUUGAAGGCAGUGAAAUGCUACUCGUGUGGACGUCUAGGCCAUAUGAAGAGGGAAUGCAGACAUCCCAGGGCCAAGACAGAGCAGCGCAGCGAAAGCUCAUCGCGCGGAAAAGGCCGAGGCAAAGGCAAAGGUCCGGUGUCUAGGACAACGCAGCACAAGGCUAUGGUUUCACGCUUCACUCCAAAGGUUGCAGAGGUCCAGAAGACGUCUAGAUCUUUCUUCGUUGUUGAUUCAGCGGCCACCCACCACAUGUGCAACGAUAAGAAACUGUUUGUGUCUUUUACACCGCAGGAAGGUGCGAUUCACCAGGCGGAUGACCACACUAUUCCCAGUAAAGGCUACGGAACUGUUGUUCUUCACAGUUUGGACUUAUCGAUACAGAAUGUGCUUUACGUGCCAGACGCCAAACAUAAUCUGCUCAGCGUUGGACAGCUGAAUGAGCGGAACAUUGACGUUUCCUUCAAGAACAAGAAGUGCAUCAUCACAAAGAAAAAUGAUUAUGUAUUGCAUGCAGAAUAUGUUGUUCAUUUGUUUGUUUUAUAUUAUGAUGAUGUGGUGCAGGAUGACACUUGUUGCAUUGCAGGUUCUAACAAAAGUUUGCAUGCAGAAUGUAUUCACGAUUUUCAUCGAAAAUUUGGUCAUUUGAAUUUUGAGGCAGUAUCUAAAAUGCCUGCCUUGGUUGAAGGUAUGACUAUUAAACCCUGCAGGUACCACAUGAAGUGCAAAGCAUGCGCAGCAAACAAGGUGAAAAUGGCUGCGAAAGGUAAGGUGUCUAGUAAGAAAGCUACAGAACCAUACCAGGUUGUUCAUGCUGAUUUGGUUGGUCCAUUAGCGCCCUCUUUGGGUGGAAAUAGAUACUUCAUGGUUCUCAUUGAUGCAUUUUCUAGAUAUAUUUUUGUGUACAAUCUCAAGCAGAAAUCGGAGGCUUUUCCUAGGUUCAAGGAAUUCUGUGCUUGAUUGGAAAAUGUGCAUGGUAAGAAGAUAAAGACUCUUUUCAGUGAUCGCGGGGGGGAAUUCACUUCUCAGCAGUUUGAAGCUUUUCUGACUGAGAAAGGAAUUCAACACGAUUUGUCUAGUCCUCGCUCGCCAUGGCAGAAUGGACUUGCGGAACGGGCAAAUCAGACAUUGCUUCAAGGGUUAAAAACCUUGCUGCAUGAUGCCAAUCUUCCAGAGAGUUAUUGGGCCGAAUCUCUCUCGUGUUUUGUUUACAGUUACAAUCGCAGGUUAUCUUCAGCGAUUGGAUGUACCUCUAUGAGAAGAUGUUUGGCAAGAAGCCAUACAUCAAACACAUGAAGAUUUUUGGUUCUGACAUGUGGGUUCGCUCACCACAAAACUCCAAGUUAGACAAGCGUGGAUUGCAUGGUAUCUUUCUAGGUUAUCAGAAAGGGUCUUACAGAAUAAUGAUGACUGACUCUAAGACAAUUAAGCUCACGAGAAGUGUUGAGUACAAUGCAAAGUGGGGGAGAAUGUGGGAAUUUUCCAAUGUUAUCCUGAUGACGGUGAUGAGACUGAGGAUAGUCAAAAGCAACCACAACAGCCCACACCCACUGAUGAAGGUUCUGAGUCUGAAUCUGAAACUGAAUCGGGUGAUUCAGAGGAUUUCAAGAGUGCGAAAGCCUCUAUGCGACCCUCUGAAAGCUCUGAUCAAGAAUUGGAGGAACCAUUGUUCACAAUAGGUCGUUUUUCUCCUAAGAAGGAAGAGGAGAGUGUUGAAGACUUAAGGAUAAUUCGUAGGUCACAGAGAGCCACAAAAGGCAAACCUCCAAAGAGAUUUGCUGAUGAGUUUGCUACGAUAGCAGUAACAGCUGUUAAAAGCUCCAAGAAGGUAUUUGAACCUUCAAGUUUCCAAGAAAUCCAGGGUUUGGAUUCGAAGGAAGCUGAGCCAUGGUUAAAUGCCAUGAAGGCUGAGCUUGAUUCCUUAGAAAGGAACAAAACAUGGGAGCUAGUUCCAGUAGUUCCAGGAAUGAAACUGCUUGGAAGCAAAUGGGUCUUCAAAGCGAAGACAGAUCAAAAUGGCAAGAUAGUCAGACACAAAGCCAGAUUGGUAGCCAGAGGUUUUGCACAGGUACCAGGUGAAGACUAUCACGAAACCUAUUCACCCACAGUGAGAUAUGAAAGCAUUAGGCUUAUGCUUAAGCUAGCUGCAGAGGAAAAUCUACACAUUAGUCACCAUGAUAUUAAUACAGCUUUUCUGUACGGAUCUCUAGAUGAAUCACUUUAUAUGCUUCCACCUGAUGGCGUACAGGUAAAACAGGGAUUUGUUUGUGCUCUGAAGAAAUCCUAUAUGGUCUCAAACAAAGUGCACGGUGUUGGCACACAAAACUCACUGAAGUAUUGUUUUCUCUAGGUUUUCAGCAAGGGAAAGCUGAUCCAUGUGUAUUUGUCAAAGAGGAGGGGCAAAAGAAACUGUACUGUUUGUUUUAUGUUGAUGAUUUAUUAUUCUUUUGGAAAGAUGUCGCAAUGUACAAUAACGCCCUAGCUCAACUGAAAAAGCACUUUGACAUGAAAGAUCUUGGUGAGGUAAACAACUACCUAUCUCUGGAAAUAGAGAGAGAUCAAGAUAGUAACAUUCUAGUACACCAGUCACGGAAAAUUGCUGAUGUGUUAAGCAAACUAAAUCUGAUGGAUGCUAACCCUGUAGACACACCGAUGACAACAGGUUAUCAGGUAAAUGACACUGAAGAAGCAUUUUCUGACACUACACUGUACAGGAGUGUGCUAGGCAAGCUAAACUUCAUUGCCAGAUGUUCAAGACCAGACAUUGCUGUUAGCUGUAAUUUGCUAAGCAGACAAGUCAACAAUCCUAGUGUCAAGGAUUGGAAAGCUCUGAAACGCAUAGCGCGGUAUUUGAAAGGCACUAUGCAUUACAGACUGAGAUUUAACAAUCAGAAGUCUGGUGGUCUUGAGAUAUUUGCAGAUGCAAGUUUUGGAAGUGACGCUACAGACAGGAAAGUACGUCUGGAGUUUGCUAUAUGUACAAUCAGAGUCUGUUUGAUUGGUCAUGCAAGAAGCAAACAACAGUUAGCUUAAGUACUUGUGAAGCUGAACUGAAUGCACUGUCUUAUUCACUUAAGGAUUGUGAAUGGUUAGUACAAUUGUGCAAAGAUAUGAAAAUUCCUGUCAAAUGUCCAAUCCAGGUUUACCAGGACAACAAAGCAUGUUUGGCUUUGCUGAAGUCUGAAGGUUGUGAGCAAAGCACAAAGCACUUGCAAUUAAAGUUGCAGCAUGCUAGGGAAUGUAUUCAGAAGGGACUCGUAACGGUGUCCUAUAUGCCAGGUAAUGAAAUUCCUGCUGAUGUAUUGUCCAAGAUUAUAUCAAGGGAUCAACACUGUACCUAUGUGCAGAAGUUGGGUUUGUACUGAUACUGUACGAACACGCUGCCCAGUGAUGUUCACAGAAAGGGGGAGGAUGUUGGUUUCUGCUUUCCUUCACUGUGCAGCAACUGCUUGUCAUGAGACAGGUGUUUACAUUCCACAGUCUGUACUGUUGGAGUUUCUCACGGGAAAGGGAGACUGGAUGUGACGUACACUGGUUUCCUGUUUUUCACUGUGUGAUUCUCUCCGAGCUGAGAGAGGAGAGAGGAUGCAUUUUCUGCUCUUGCAGAGGCAAGAUGUCUUUCUGUAAUAUACCAGCUUUGAACUGUAAAUAAAGCAAUAUAGAGUAUGUAGCAUGUAUUUCUCAUCCUUCCGCUGGGCACAACAAGACUCUGCUUUAAAUCAACAAGGACGCUGUCACUGGUCAAUGCCAACCAGGCAGCAUCCAGCACCACCACCAACAGGGCCUCCCCCUGCCAGUUAAAGGGCUCAAGAUGGUUGAUGUUAAGGGAGACACUCCUUUAGGUAAUUGAGUCCCAAGCUGACUGCAGCACUGCUUGAUUCCAGUGGUGGCUGGUGCCCACCGGGACUCAUAGAGAGGAAUUAAGGUACUGAACAGUAGAUGGCGGCAGAGCAAAUGACAGGCAGAGCCCACCUAUUCUGUCCCCCGUACCCCAUCCUCUAGGGACGCGAGUGGCACUGUGGGUUACACCACAGAGCCUAGGACUUGCCGAUCAGAAGGUUGGUGGUUCGAAUCCCCGCGACGGGGUGAGCUCCCCUUGCUCGGUCCCUGCUCCUGCCAACCUAGCAGUUCGAAAGCAUGUCAAAAUGCAAGUAGAUAAAUAGGUACCGCUCUGGCGGGAAGAUAAACGGUGUUUCUGUGUGCUGCUCUGGUUCGCCAGAAGCGGCUUAGUCAUGCUGGCCACAUGACCCGGAAGCUAUACGCUGGUUCCCUCGGCCAAUAAAGCGAGAUGAGCGCUGCAACCCCAGAGUCGGUCACAACUGGACCUAAUGGUCAGGGGUCCCUUUACCUUUACUCCAUCCUCUACAAGGGGCAAUAUGGAGACCAAGGAGGAGGAAGCUGACAGGCAGAACCACUCCCUGAUCUGGUUGUAAGUAAAAAGACAGGCAGGCAGGGGCUGGCUGAGGGCAGACUGAAGCUGGUGGGGCAGUUCCCUUAUUUGUCGUAAUGGACCACCCUCCACUGCUUGACACCCUCAGACAUAUUUCUCCUGGUUUUUUAGCCUAGGUCUGGUUUUCUCUUUCUUUUCUUGAACAUUUCACUUACCUCUUUCCUAAUUACUUUGGCUAAUUACUGGGACCUGCUCCAUUUUGGUAUUUCCAGGCCUGCUAACUCCCCCUGUAUCAUCUUUGCACAUCUCUCAAAACAGGCAGCAGCUGGUGGUGAGCAACCCCCCUCGCCCUGUGCGCCACGGCAGCAUUGUGCAGCUUGUUCACGGGAUCACAACUCGCUACCUCAACACGUAAGUAGCCCUUGGCUCUCAGAAAGGUUGCUUCUGCCCCCAGCUGCAAUGAUUAAGCUUUGUUCAGAUGGUAAUUUACAGUAGACAUCCAGCAUUUUAAAAAGAGGAGAUAUCUGGCAGGCAUGCACAGGUAAACAAGAACAUAGCUCAGUUGGUUAGAGUGUUGUGCUGACAAUGCCACCGGUUGCAGGUUCAGUCCCCAUGAUUCUACUUGAUAAGAAGAGCUUAGCUAUUGAAUCAGGGCAGAAGCAUCCUGAUUCCUGGCAACUGGUAUCCAGAACCAUACUUACUGCAAGAACAGAGGUAGAACAUAGCCCUGGUGGCUACUUGCCAUUCGUAUCCUUAUCCUACGUGAAUUUGUCAACUCCCCCUUUAAAGCCAUCCAAGUUGGGAGCCACCGCUAAAUCUUGAUGAAAGCAAGUUCUGUACAUAAAAGAGACAGAUGGCCUUCAGGUAACCAGCACCUAAGCCAUGAAGGGGGUUUAAAUGUCAAAACCAGCAUUGGGAAGCUGGUUUGGGAGUGGGGGUGGGGUCAGUACAAGUUGCCAAAGCACAGCGUGUAACAAUCACAUGGCCCUGCUACCAUUAAAGUAAUUGAGCAGCUACAUUUUCCCUUUUAACGGAAGUAGCUGCAAGGAACAGCACAGGUCAGGUGCUAAAGUAGCUCCGUGGAGAGGCUUUAAGGAAACUGCUCUGCAUCUCUUUUAUCCAUCUGCCUUUACAGACAUGACGUUGCUGCGCCCCUGAGCCCUCAUUCCCAAGAGAUUUCCUGCUACAUUGAUUACAACAUUUCCAUGCAGGCUCAGAAUCUCUGGAGAGUGGUGAGUUGUUGAUCGGAGGGAAGGGAAUCACACACCCCAUAUUCUCCAAUCUGAGAUGAGCAAGGCUUCUUAAAGACUCUCCUCACAAUAGGGAUGGAAAAACCUGUCAAUUUUAGUUUCUUAUUUUGUAUCACAGUGAUGGCUCACACAUUCAGUUCAGCAACCUUUGCGCACACAUGGGAGGAACAGGGUCUCUUUUGAAAUACCCAGAUGUUGCAGUGGGAGGAAGACCCAGACACCUGUGCUCCUUCACUCACACCCAAUCCUGCCUGCUUCGCACUGUCAAGGCAUUCUUGGUGAUGUUGAAAUACUAUCCUUCCAAUGAUUAUAUAAUGCAAACAUAGAAUCAACAUGUUGUGCAUUUAAAACUGAACGUUUAGAGCAGGGUUGUGGGGAACCUCAGGCCUGGGGCAUGAUGUUGACCUCCAGACGUCUCUGGCUGGUCAUCAGGAUUCUUGUCAGGUGACACUCCCUCUUGCUAAGCCACACUCCUCAUUAGUCCUGCUCCAUGCCCCUCUUCAGAGCUUUGCCUGGUUGAAAUGUGCUCUUGAACUGUGAUCAUGUUUCUUCCUUGCCAAAGUGAAGAAUAGGCAUUUGUGUGUGUGACAUUGGAAUAAAUAUAUCCUCCUGUACAAAGGUGAAAUUUACAUUCAUGGCUCCUCCCACUACUGGCAUGUGUCCCUUAGAAGCUUGCGCAAAAGGAAUGUGGCUCCCAGGCUGAAAAGGCUUUCCCAGCCCAGUUUUAGGGGGAGAGGUGAAAGGGAAGGAGUCUCUUAAACAAACCCACGUUAAAUACCUGCAGGCUGUGUUUCUUGGCUGGAAAAGUCAACUCAGCUGCAAACAGCUCAACUAUAAAAAAUGAUCAGAAUUCAAGUGAUAACUUGCUAUUAUUGCAGGAAAUUGUGAACCGAGACUCGGAUACAGAUGUCUGGAAAACAAUCCUGUCUGAAGUAAGGCUUGUCCAUGUGAACACCUCGGCAGUGCUAAAGGUAUGUGGGUUUUGGAGUUUCCCCACCCCCAGAGCUUCCCACCAGGAAUUGUGCAGAGGCACAGCAGGCAACCCACUUCAUGACUUUGGGCUCCUGGAAGCCUUUAUUCAUUUGAUUUAUUACAUGCGAACUCAGCCUUGCCCAACACGAGUCUGCCCCUGUGGCUUGAUGGAGGUAGAAACUGUCUUUCAUGCCUUGUUACGCUGCCAUUUCUACAGGGAUAUAUGCUUGGUAUUUAUUACCCCUGCUAUGCAAAAAUCUCCAAAUAAAUCCGAACUUCAGUGUCUAAAAUCCCUGGUAGAGGACAAGGAUCCUGAGAUCACAUUAAGGGUAGCCAAAUUCCGUGUGAUUGCCAUAAAACUUAGGGAACAAGCUGUGCUAUCAUAACGAUUAAGGCCUUAAAUGAUAAUUUUAGGUUAUAUGUUAGUGACUAAGUUUUCAUUUAUAUAUUUUUUAACUGUUGCUAUAUCUGUAUUGUCCCUGUUAUACCUAAUUGCAAAUUCAAAUGUAUCCCUAUUGUGUUUUAUGACUUCCUUGAUAUUGUAUGUGGGCUGGAAUUGGUCUGUGACCGAAAUAAUAAAAUUCAAGCCUUGACCAAUCUGGGACUCUUGUUCUGGACUAGGAAGAGCUUGGCUGCUGGAUCAGGCCAGCGGCCGAGCUAGUCCAGCAUCCUGUUCUCAUGGUGGCCAACCAGAUGCCCCAAAGGGAAGUCCACAGGCAGGAUCUGAGCACAACAGCAACUCUCCCCUCCUGCAGUUUAUAGAAACUGGUAUUCAAGAGCAUAUUGCCUCUAACUAUGUAGAUAGAACACAAGCACAAUGGCGUUUAGCCAUUGCUAGCCUUCUCCUCCAUAAAUUUGUCCAGUCCUCUGAAGGCUACAUGGUCAUCAUCACUGCCUCUUGCGAGUGAAUUCCGAAGCUAUAACUCAGUGCUGUGUGAAGAAGGACUACAACUCCCAUCAGCCCCUGCCGGUAUAGCCAGUGGUGAGGGAUGAUGGAUGUUGUAGUCCAGCAGCAUCUGGAAGGAACCAGGUUGGUGGGGUGAAGCAGCACAGUUUGUGAACAGCUGUGCUGUGGGCUUCUUUGCAUCACUAUUGGCUGCUAUAAUUUUUGUUUUGGGAAUGAAAGACAGCCGGCAGCCAAUCAGUUUUCUCUUCUUUCCCUAUCCUGCAGCUCAGUGGCGCAUCUCUACCCGAGUGGGGCUAUCGGCAGCUGGAGAUAAUCGGGGAAAAGAUUUCUAAAGGCUACCACCAGAGCAUGCUGUGGAACGUGGAAGAACACAGAUAUGGGAAAAGUCAGUUCAAAAUCUAAACACUCUUUAAGACCAUUAUGCAGGGCUGGGAAAGUCUCCUGUCUGAAACCCUGGAGAGCUGCUGCCAGUUAGUGCCAACAGCACUGAGCUGAUGUAGCAUUGGUCUGACUCAGGUUCCUAUUUAAAACCAGCUCAAGCAUUACCCCAGUCAGGAGCAACCAGUAAGCAGCAAUCAGGUCCUUUGGGUUCUCAGUAAAUGGAGGGCAACAAACUCUUAAGGAGCAGAAGCAAGCUUUUUUAACUGCUAUAAUAAUAAGCAUAGAAACAGCAACAGGUGUUAGUAUACAAAGUGAAGAUAAUUAAAAGAUAUAAGGGAAUAAACUUAAAGAUACCUGUCAUUUCUGCCAGUGAGAUUCCCGGAACCGGUGACAGCUCCGCUCUUACUUAGGCCAAAAUAUGCUUGGCACUUUACCUGAGCAGUCUAAGCUGAAAUCUCAUCGCUGGGGCUGGGGCCUUAUAUAUUAUUAUUAUUUAUAUUUACUGAAUUUAUAUACCACCCUAUACCUGCAUCUGUAGAGGCCCUGUGCCAGAUUACGUAGUCUUUGAUAUACAGGUUCUCAUGAUGCCAUCGUUUUCUCAUCCACUUCUAAGGGUAUGUCCUUGGAGUUCACACUUGGAAGUUGGCACAUGAGGGAAGCUGUCCUCUUCCUGACCUCCCUGUUAUAUUCUCUGGCUGGCACCCUUGAACUUCUGCCAUUACUUUCGUUAUAGCAAAUAUAUAAACAAUAGAAACUACAGCUGCAUCAGAAGACAGGAGAAGCACCACCUAGUGCCUAUUUCUCGUGACACUACAGAUCAUUAUUCAGGACCAUGAGGACUAGAACCUUGUGUUUACUUUUAGGGAAAGGCCCAUAGUUCAGUGGCAGAGCAUUUGCCCUUUAUGCAGAAGAUCUCAGGUUCAAUCCCUGGUAUCUCAGUUUGGGGCUGGGAGAGAUUCCCUGCCUGAAACAUUGGAGAGCCGCUGCCACUCAGAGUAGAGAGUAUUGAGCUACGUGGACCCCAAUGGUCUGUAUAAGGCAGCUUCCUAUGUUCCUUUAAAAUGUGUUGCAUCCAAGGACCUGCAUGCUUUUAGAACUUUUAUAAAAAAGUGUUGUAGGGAAGCUUACUAUUUCUCUUCCUCCCUCCCCUGCGAAUCGGGUUAUGUCUCAGACCAGUUUGUUUCGGCUUCUCUUCCAGGCCACGAACAGAAGGAGAGGGAGGUGGAGCUGCAUUCCCCAACGCAGAUCAGCAUCAGCCAGAACCUCAGUUUCAUGGCCAAGUUCACGGAACUGCAGGUGAGAAGCAGAGAGAGGUUGAAGGCAGCAAAGAGUAUAGAAUCAUCGAAUCAUAGAGUUGGAAGAGACCACAAGGGCCAUCGAGUCCAACCCCCUGCCAAGCAGGAAACACCAUCAGAGCACUCCUGACAUAUGGUUGUCAAGCCUCUGCUUAAAGACCUCCAAAGAAGGAGACUCCACCACACUCCUUGGCAGCAAAUUCCACUGUCGAACAGCUCUUACUGUCAGGAAGUUCUUCCUAAUGUUUAGGUGGAAUCUUCUUUCUUGUAGUUUGGAUCCAUUGCUCCGUGUCCGCUUCUCUGGAGCAGCAGAAAACAACCUUUCUCCCUCCUCUAUGUGACAUCCUUGUAUAUAUUUGAACAUGGCUAUCAUAUCACCCCUUAACCUCCUCUUCUCCAGGCUAAACAUGCCCAGCUCUCUUAGCCGUUCCUCAUAAGGCAUCGUUUCCAGGCCUUUGACCAUUUUGGUUGCCCUCCUCUGGACACGUUCCAGUUUGUCAAUGUCCUUCUUGAACUGUGGUGCCCAGAACUGGACACAGUACUCCAGGUGAGGUCUGACCAGAGCAGAAUACAGUGGCACUAUUACUUCCCUUGAUCUAGAUGCUAUACUCCUAUUGAUGCAGCCCAGAAUUGCAUUGGCUUUAGCUGCCGCGUCACACUGUUGGCUCAUGUCCAGUUUGUGGUCAACCAAGACUCCUAGAUCCUUUUCACAUGUACUGCUCUCAAGCCAGGUGUCACCCAUCUUGUAUUUUUGCCUCUCAUUUUUUUUGCCCAAGUGCAGGAGCCACCCAGAGAAUCUCCCCACUGAAGCCCAGUGCAGGAGCCACCCAGUUGAAGUCUUGCACCAUAAAGAAGACAGAAAGACCAGCCUGUUCCCAUAGGAGAACUUGGCACUGAGCUCACCUGUGGAAAACCUCCAGACAGUGUUGAUGGGAGUUGUUCUCUAACCCGGUGCCCUCCAGAGGUUUUUGAACUCCAGUUCCCAUCAGCCCCAAACAGGGGGUGAUGGGAGUUGUAGUCCAACAAGAUCCCUGACAGCCACAGGUUCCUCACCUUCCAGCUUCAUAGGCUGACAUAAAUAGAUUUUUAAAAUGUUUUAUUAUUACUGUUUCAUUUGCAGGUGGAAAAUCCAUUGUAAGGUGAAUAGCUUGGGCAUUGUGUGUGACUCACAGAAGGGGCUGGGUGGGCCAGACGAGCAGCUUUGGAGGCAGAAGACCCCAGGCCCAGUACCUGGUAUCUCCAUUUAAAGGAUGUGAGUUACCUGGGCUGGGAAAUCCUCUUGCUUGAAAGCCAAGCACCUCAUCAGCGGAGACACAGCACUGGGCUGGGUGGACCCAGUGGUCUUUCUGAGUAUAAGACGCAGGGCCAGUGAUGAGGCCCCUCUGGCCCUCCAGAUGUCUCUGGACUGCAACUCCUUCCCUUCCCUUAAGGUUGAUGGGACCUGUGAGGUCCAGCAUCAUCAGGAGGGUUGCAAACACCCCAUCUGUGAUAGCAGACAGUGGGAAUGGGUCGUGGCUCAUUUGUAUCUAUACGUCCUCAGCUUCCUUCCUGGCAUCUUCAGCCAAAAGGAUCUCAGGUACCCGGCCUGGGAAGGACUUGAGAUGCCUUGAUAGCUGCUGACUCUGAUUGUUUAUUAUUCUACUUUAUAUUUACUUUAUUCUUACAUUUACCAAAUGAUGGAGAUCAGGGCUCAGAUGCCCAGCUCAUGCUUAUCUGCCUCCAGUACGGUGGGCCAAACUUUAUGGAAUCUGCAAGAGGCUCCUGACUUGUUGAACUUCUGGCACCCACUGAAGACUAUUUCCCCCCCUCGCCUUUAAAUUCUAUCAAGCAUUUUAACUGAAUCUUGAUUUUGUCAUUUUAACUGCUUUUUAUUUUUGUUGUAUUGCAUUUCUUAUCAUCAUUCUUAAGAGAUGAUUGUAAGUAAGGCAGUAUAGAAGCUGUCCAGAUAAAUACAUUAUAAAUAUUUGUAGUUCCAGAGACUUCAAGAUGGCAUACAUGGUUAUCCCCUAUUUGUUGUUUGUUUGUUUGUUUGUUUGUUUGUGUAUUGCAUUUAUAUUCCGCCUGUUUCUCCAAGCAGAUCAAGGUGGCAUACACAGUGUCCCCGUCCCCCCCAUCCUCGUUUAAUCCCCACAUCAACCCUGUGAGAUAGGUUAGGCUGAGAAACAGUGACUGGCCCUAGAUCUCCUCUGAGCUUCCUGUGGCCAAGUGGGGAUUUGAACCCUGGUCUCUGAUACUCUGACCACUACACCUGGGGAUGCUGCUGAACUUUGUAACCUGCCUGUCCCCCAAAUUGUCACAUGGUUAUCAAAAGUGUUUUGCUGGUGAGUAAGUUCUCAUUCAUAGAAAUAUAUUGCCCUGCACUCAUUAGUUUGCAGUGCUAAUCAGGAUUAGGCCAGGGAACUGGUUGUAGCUGUAUUGCUCUGAUAAGUUCUUAGUUGUCCUGUUCUGUUCUCAGUGGAAGAUACUGACUCUGAAAAAUGAAGACACAGAACACAAAUAUAGCUCUUCUCCCCUGGAAUGGAUUACCUUGGACACAAACAUCGCCUACUGGUUCCACUCCACCUCGGGGGUAGGUUAAUCCAUUAACUAGCAUUAUUUAUAUAUUGUCUUCCAAGAAAAAAAUGUUGUCUGGUUGGCUUUCAGUGUUAGGAAACUGCCUUACACUGAAUCCAGCCGUUGGUGGUCCUAGCUCAGUAUUGUCUUCACAGACUGGCAAGUGAACCUGGGUCCUCCAUACAAAGCAGGAUUCUCUGUUGCUGAGCUUUGGUCCUCCUGAUACAUUAAAAAAUACAAUAAAGCCCCAAGUUUUAAAACCAGAAAGAUUAAAACAGAGACUAAAAAGCCUUAUUGGAGAGCAGCUGGACAGAGAGCCACAGAACUGGACAAUAGACAUAGCUUAAAAGGCCCAGUAGAAUGAAUUUGGAAAACACUAUUUUCCAAAUAGAGGAAUAGUUUCCACUAUUUGCUGAAAAGACAGCAGACACGUCUUUCUACCUGUAGAAUGACAUGCCCACACCUUUUUACUGCAUCCAGGGGACCACUGCUAAAAGUUUCUGUUCGACAGUUUGGACCUCUCUUGAGGACAGCUCCUUAUUAUGUGAGAAGUCUAUCCAGACACGCUUUAUGGGAGUCAUUUUUGACCUAAAGGGCGGAGCCUACAUUUUCAAAGGCCUGGUCACCUGGGAGCAGUUUUCUGCUUGCCACAGGCAAUUGGCAAGUUGCAACCUUGUACAGGCAGGUUCCUCCUUAGUUUUAAAAGCCAGCCCCCACACACAAAUGAAUGAUGCACUCCAGUUUUCAAAUGUGAAGAAACAGAUGCAAAAAUAAAAUAAAGACGUAGCUGCGAUAAGACACUUCUAAGGGCCUCUUCACCUAUUUAUACUUUCUGCCAAGAGAAGCAAAAAUUAAUGUAUUGUAUGCACCCUAUGAUUCUGCGGGAGUACAGAAAAAGGUAACAUAGUAAGGAAUGCAGCUUCCUGGGACUUAAAAAAGAACCCAGGCUUCUAGUCCUUAUGGAUGUGAAGUUUGCUUGGAAGUGUGUGGACUAUAUAUUUUGAAAUUUCAGAAUUCAAGAGCUGUUUUCUUUCUCUCUCCACUGGAUGAAAACAGCUUUAAUGCACCUCUCCUGGAUUAGGGGGGAAAUGAAGGUAAAUUGAUGUCAGGGAAAAUGGGAAUUGCAGUUUAAAGCAUCAGUGGGGGGGGGGGUCACCAGGAUGGGGAGGGCAAAUUCCACAGCAGUGCUUUUAACAUUGUUGCUUAUUGGUUCUCUAGGCCCAGAUCCACCUUCUGGGGAACAUCGUCACCUGGAUGUCUGCCAAUGCAGCCACUGCUGCAUACGUGGCUCUGUUCCUGUGGUACCUGCUCCGGCGGAGACGGAAUAUCUGUGACAUCCCUGAAGGUCAGAUAUUUCAACUAUUAUCCCACCUCUUGUUUGUUUAUUUCCUUACCCAUUUUACAACUCACAGCUUCAAACAUAAAUUUAUAUUCCCAUAAACAGCUUGCAAAGUAGCAAGAAAAAAAUAAACUGCAAUUAAAAAAAUACCACCACAACAACCCUGCAAGGUUGGUUAGGCUGAGAGACAGAAGCUGACCCAUGAUCACCCAGUCAGCUUCAUGCUCCCGAUGGUGGAUUUGAACCUGCAUAAAAAUGACUGGGGAGAACUUGAGCUCCUCGGAGGAAAGUCAUAAUAUAAAUGGAAUAGAAUCAACACUCCCUUAUUAGUAAGGGCUGCAAGCUCAGUGGCAGAGCACCUGCUUUGCAUUCAGAAGGUUCAAUCCUUGGCAUCUCCAGGUAGGGCUGAGAGAGUCCCUUGCCUUAGACCCUGGAUUGCUGCAGCCAGUUAGUGCAAACAGUAUUGCACCAGAUGGACCUACAUUCUUACUUAAUUCAGCACUUUGCUGGGAACACGUGAACAAAAACUCCAACUUUAUUUUUAGGGGAAAGGCUAUAGCUUAGUAACAGAGCACCUGCUUUGCAUGUAGAAGGCCCCAUAUUCAAUCCCCAGCUUCUCUAAAUAGGCCUGUGAAUGUCACUGCCUGAAAUCCUGGAGGUUUCCAGUCUGUGUAGACAGCAAUGAGCUAGAUCAAGCCAUGGUCUGUUUAAUGCAGCUCUCUGUGUUGCCCCUUUAUCCUGACAGAGGCAUGGUGGCAGUGGGUGGCAGCAGGAGGCCUCUGCGUGGGAGGCUGGGCCAUGAAUUACCUCCCAUUCUUCCUGAUGGAGAAGACGCUCUUCCUCUACCACUACCUGCCUGCUCUCACUUUCCAGAUCCUCCUGAUCCCUGUUGUCCUGCAGCACACCAGCGAAUACCUCUGCAGGUAUGACUUCUCUUGCCAGGAUUGCUCUUUGCCAGGAGGCUUUAUGUUACAGGGGCGUUGACAAAGCUUAGCAUGUCCAGAGGCGGGUGGCAGUGGGGUCUGGAAACCCAAGUCCUACUAGCAGCAAAUGAAAGGCUUAGUGUAUGUUUAGCCUGGAGAAAAGCAGAUUAAGGGGAGACAUUAUGGUUGUCUUCAAAUAUCAGAGGGGCCUGUUCCACAGAAGAUGGAACUGCCUUGUUCUUGUUACUCCAGAGAUCAGGAUUCAAUCCAGUGGCUGAAAACAGCAGGCUAUAGUUAAGACUAAGUUGUUGGUUGGUUUAUUAUUUAUAGCAUUUGUACCCUGCUGUUCAGCCAUAAAGGCUCCCAGAGCGGCUUACAUAAUAUCAAAACAAGGCACUCCCUACCUGCAGGUUUAAAAACACAUAAACCCACAACACACAAGGAAAAGGGGACAAGGAGGGAAGAGGAAAAUACCAUAUUUUUCGCACCAUAGGACGCACCGGACAAUAGGACGCACUUUGUUUUAGAGGGGGGAGAACAAGAAAAAAUUUUUUUCCACCUCUCUGCCCAGCGCCCCUUCAGCGAAGUGGCAGGAGGCGCUGUGCAGAGAGGGGGAGAACUUUCCCCCUCUUGUUUUCCCGCUCUAAAACAAGGUGCCGUUUAAGGUGCGUUCAGGCGGCUACCUUGGAAGCCUGGAGAGCGAGAGGGUCGGUGUGCACUGACCCUCGCGCUCUCCAGGCUUCAGGUUCCUUUCGACCUGCUCUUUGGGGCUGGCGGGGGGAAGCCCACCACCAGCCCCAAAGAGCAGGUCAGGGAGCAGCGGAAAGGCACAGCGGAGAGGCUCCUGCCAUAGCCGCGCGUCACCUCUCCAGCCGGGAGAGGGUCACGGGGUGCUUCUUUAGCCCCGCGCACGCUCUCCCGGCUGGAGAGGUGACACGGGGCUUUAGAGGCUCCUGCCAUAGCCGCGCGUCACCUCUCCAGCCGGGAGAGGGUCGCGGGGCUAUGGCGUCUUCGCUCCAUAGGACGCACACACAUUUUCCCUUCAUUUUUGAAGGGAAAAAAGUGCGUCCUAUAGAGCGAAAAAUACGGUAAAAACUCAAACACCAAUUUCUAGACAGCUGUUCUGAUAUUGACCAGUUGCCACAGUUCAGAGGCAGGAAGUGCCUGGUAGAGUUGGACCUCCAGCACAGCUCUUCUUCCUCUCUCUCCCAUUGAGACAGCCUGAUGGAAUGACUUUCCCCAGAUGACAGCUGAGGGCCAGGAGGGCUGGCCUGUCUGUUGCAGUCCAGCCGAUGGAGUGAACUCUGUUUCUCAGCUCUCUGUUGUGAUAUAAGGGCUGUUUAGCAGUGGAACUGACUGCCUUAAGGGGUAGCAGGUCUCCUUUUGCUGGAGUUUUUAAGGCAGGGCUGGGCACUCCUCCAUUAGGGAUGCAAGAGUUUCAUCUUGCACUGUGGAUCCUGUACUGAACAGGGGCUUGAAUCAGAUAAAAACCCUUUCUUCCACAUUCUGUGGAGACUUAUGGGAGCAACUGUGGAGGAGCAAGGGAGCAACUGUGUUGGGAGCCAUUAGAAAGCUCAGUGUUAGAAAAGACUCCUCUGCUUUGCUUGCAGGUGGUCUCCGCUUCUGUCCUCAGCGUCUCCAGAUGAGGCUGUGAGUUGGCCCUGUCUGAAACAUUGCCAAACAAUGUUCACAGUACUGAGCUAGAUGAGCCAUUGGCCUGACUUGAUAAUAUGGCAGCUUAUUUAAAUUAGCCCUUUAUUCAGAACCAUACAGAGUAGAAUCUUACUUCCGGGGGAGAGCUCAGCGGUAGAACACCUGCUUUGCAUGCAGAAAGUCCCAGGUUCGAUCCCCAGCUUCUCCAGGUAGAGCUGGGAAAGACACCUUUCCAAAAGCCUGAAGAGCUGCUGCCAAUCAGUGCAGACAACACUGAGUUGGAUGGGUCAAGCAUCUGACCCUGUAUAAAGCAGGUUGCUACGCUCAGAAUAACUGUCACUACUUAUAUAAAUUCAAGUGAUAUCAUUGCAAGAUUAAGAGGGGCAGAAGUUCAUUGGUUGAGACAAUCUUCCCUUAAACUGCUGGUUCGUGUUUGCUUCAGCCUAUGUGUCUCUUCUUUAUAGAUCCAGACUCUCAAAGAGCAUGCACAGUGCUCUUGUGGUUGCCUGGUUCUCUUCUGUUUACCUGACCUACCACACAUUCCGACCGCUCACCUACGGGAAGCCUCCGCUCACCAAAAGUCAGCUUCAGGACCUACGCUGGAAGGACAGCUGGGACAUCUUGAUCAGCAAACACUAGUCUUGCAAGACGGGCAACAAACCGCCCCCUGGGCAACUUAGCCCACUGAUCAUGUCUGCAAACACAUGUACUCUGAUUGCUUGAUGUGAGGACUUAGAACAGGGGAGGCCUGUCUUGUUCGCCCACCUGAAGCAAAACGGGACGGCGUCGGCCCUGCUGCAAAAACCUUGCUUACUGAGGUUGUGCAGCUGUGGGUUUUGGCAGGGAUGGGUUGCCAGGGUGUUCCCCCAUGAAGUGAGAGAAAAAAGAGAGAGUUUGGAUUUGAUAUCCCACUUUAUCACACCCCUUAAGGAAUGUCAAAGUGGCUAACGUUCUCAUUUCCCUUCCUCCCUCACAACAAACACUCUGUGAGGUGAGUGAGGCUGAGAGACUUCAGAGAAGUGUGACUAGCCCAAGGUCACCCAGCAGCUGCAUGUGGAGGAGCGGGGAAGCGAACCUGGUUCACCAGAUUACGAGUCUACCACUCUUAACCACUAUACCAUACUGGAUCUCACAAGUGUGUUGCAAGAUCUUGCCAGAAGCUGCUACUGCUCCUCGCUUCUCCCAUGGCGGGGGUGGAGGUGGGUACCCGUUGGGGUUAGAGGCAAGAAUGGUCAGGCUGUCAUAAUUCCACUGUUCAUUCAGCCUUGCCCAUCCUGCCAACUGAUGACCAGUUUUGACACCACCUUUUAAACUGAAAUGGAAUCAUAGAAUUGUAGAGUUGGAAGGGAACCCAAGGGCUGUGUAGCUCAACCCCUUGCAAUGCAGGAAUCUCAACUAAAGAACCCAUGACAGAUGGAGCAAUGAAAACCAUUGAUUUGGAGUCCAAAAUUUGGGAGUUGCAGCAUUUUGCUAUUCUCUUAUGCGUUAAGCAACAGGAGAAAAGGUGGCAUCAGAACUGGCCCACUUUAAAGCAAUAUUCCCACUCUUGUUUCCAGUAAACUAUAGAGUCCAGGAGGUUGAAUAUGGUUGGCAGCCGAGUCCAUCUCUUGCUGAACCUGGAUCAAGUUCUGUGAUUCUGUGGCACAGGCAAAGUCUUGUUCCUCAAGAGGAAAGGGUGAUGGUCUCCAGAGAAUGCAGAGAGUGCAGAGGCACUGCUGGCCAAUGUCUCACUUUGGCGUUCUGUGAUCAGUCACUGUAAAUUAUUUUAUUUGCUUGUUGGAACUGUAUGUGUCAUUUUAGAAUGAGGGUGGAGCACAAUCAGUCAAUAAAAUGUAGACAAGGGAGGAUAAAUAAUUGGAAGCUGGACAGCUUUUCAAAAAAAGAAGAAGAAGAGAAACUUGGCCUAGAGUGCUAACAAAGCAGAUGGCACAGAGUGAUCUUCAACAUAUUCUUGUUUUAAACCCUGCCUUUUAGAUAGAGCCUUCCUCCUUAUGGAGGGAGUUUAAUGAACUUUUUUUUUUGCCCUUCACCCUGAAGUGGACUGUUCUCCUAUUGAAAGUAUUUUGGGAGGACCUUCUCUUACAGGUAUUACAGAAGUGGCACCUAUACCUGCCUUCUCUGAUUCUGCAAGCACUCCAACUCAUCUCAAGCAGGGAUAGAGAACCUGUUGCCCUCUAGGUGUUUGUUGCCGAACCACAGAUCCCAUCAGCCCUGGCUCUCCUUGCUAGGGCUGAUGGGACUGUAAUUCAGAAAACUCUGGAGGGCUAAAACUUACUCAUGCCCACAUUAGGAGCAGGGUAGUUUAGUAUUGCAACAGAGAGUGGGAACCAAAAAGGGCUGAGUUGAAAAGUAGGAAUGUUGCCAUUUAGAGAAAGGCAGUAUAUUAAUUGCAUUAGAACAAUUGCUCCCCUAAGAGCAUUGCUGAUGCCCUUCCUCCUUGGCACUGUGUUAAAACACACCUGAAUACUUGAGACCAGCAAACUGCGAAAACUUCAGCUUUUAUAGAGGUGGACAAACUUGCUGUUUUUAAUUAAGCAGGGGCAUUUGAUUAGCAGGACCUGCCUUCCACUUAGUCCCUUAAGUCCUACGGAAGCAGUAAGGGUGUAACUUAAAUUUUUCACACGUGGCUUCCCUGUUUUGGUUUCAUUUUUGUUAAAUAAAUCAUGACGCUGUGUAGUA